This is a messenger RNA of Hyaloscypha bicolor E, 1553 nucleotides long. RefSeq lists its product as uncharacterized. The transcript has a single exon. The record is from RefSeq and is a predicted model, not a curated record. NCBI's taxonomy places the organism in Eukaryota, Fungi, Ascomycota, Leotiomycetes, Helotiales, Hyaloscyphaceae. The coding region runs from base 174 to 1508 and encodes 444 amino acids.
UGUUGGCGCAAAACACAGCCUCAGCCACUUCGAUCUCAGCCUCCUUGAGGCAUCAUACAUAGCCCUAGGAGGUCGCCAAAAUCUUUUCAAGUUAUUUUCAGGGAAUAAGAAGCUAUUUUUUGACAGCGAUUUCGUUUAUAUUUGCAGUCAUGCUCAACUACCAUCACCCAACAAUGGCGCCAAGCCUCCUCCUCUUCGCAGCCGUCGCCCAAGGCUACGAAACCUUCCACAUCCAAUGCACCAGCCCUUCCACGACGGUCAACUUUGUCUCCUCUGCGGACAAGAGGGGAACCACGGAUAUUCUUUUCAGCUGCCUCUUUACGAUCAUUGCCUGCACAUGGACAGUCCAGCAUCUCAACGUUCCGGAGCAAAGAGAAGGUCGUGACCCGGGCUGGCUAGGCGACAUCAAGUGGGCAUCGAAACGAGCCUGGACAAGCACUAAAUGGAUGUUGUUCACUGUCCUCGCACCCGAAUUCCUGCUCGCGAAGAGCGUCGCAGAUCUAAGGGCAAUUGAUAGCACAAUGGCUAAGUUUCGAAAGUUCGCUGCCGAAGAUGGUGUUCCAUGGACCAGGGUACAUUCGCAUUUUGCGAAUAUGGGAGGGUUCGUCCUUAGAGUCGGUGGCGAUACUACGGAACCAAACGAUGCCUCAUCUAUGUCUUACUCGAACCCUUACCACCUCGAUGCUAGCAAUAUCUUAGCCUUGAGAGAAGCUGGUUUAUUGACAAAACUACCAUCGAUUACUCAGGAGGAGAUCAGCGAUAAAAGCAAAAGCGACGGUCUUAUUCGUGCGAUCACUGUCGUCCAGAUUGUUUGGAUGAUGGUUCAGAUCAUCGUUCGAGCUAGCAGAAACCUGACGAUCUCACAGCUGGAGAUUUCUGUCCUUGCUUUUGCAUCAUGUGCAAUUGUGUUGUAUGGGCUUAACUGGGAAAAGCCGAAGGGAGUUCAAGUGCCUUAUGCCUUAAUGACUUAUGAAGGAGAAAUUCCUCGCUCUUUUCUACCAGUUCUCCGAGAACAGAAACGGCCAAAUUCGAUAGUAAAAGACUUUGUUGACAUACUCAAUUUUGUUGAAGUAGAUCUUGAAGACAACCAACUGGGAGCUCCAAUACGGAAUGAUAUAAGCUAUUUUAAUGCCGGUUACUCGACUAAUUCUGAUUAUGUGGGGCUUCUGAUAGGAAGCGUGAUAUUCGGCGCUAUCCAUCUUGCGGCAUGGAAUUUCGUGUUUCCCACUUCGAUAGAGAAAACGAUUUGGAGGAUUGCAAGCACUUUUUGCACCUCGGGUAUGUUUGUUUUAUUUGGCAGCAUCAUGAUGAUACUCGGGGCUCUAGAGAGAUUCGAAAUAUCCACAUUUUUGACGGAGAGUUUCUUGAACCCCAUCGUAGUACUGAUAUGCUUUGGAUAUGUACUUGCAAGGCUCUUCAUGAUAGUGGAAACAUUUCGCACACUUUUCUUCCUUCCACCUUCUGCUUAUAUAGCCACAUGGGCAUCAAAUGUACCACACAUUGCCUGAGAAAUGGCAAAGCAAUAGCUUUAACGUUCUCAAAAUGAAUACUAG